UCAGAAAUAGCUGCGCGAGGGUGCAGAUCGGAGCGCCACUCCCACUUUUACCUCGCUCCAAACCAGGCUCCCUGCGCUGCUCUUCCUGCAAACCCUAGAAAUCCGUAUGAUUCUUCCGCAGUAGCAUUGUAAGGAUCGCAAUAGCAUACGCAAGUGUCGAUUCUGGCUUCUGGUGCUUCGGCAUGGUUGCGCAGUCGCUUUGUUGCAUGAACACCGUGUAUGAUCGCGUUGAUAGUCCUGGUGUCGAUCAACGAGUUGCGGUUGACGAUGAGUGUUUCAUGGUUUCCGACGUCAAGGGCGGGGUUGACACUCCGGUCGAUACGGACGGUGCGUCGUCUGGAAGGAGGACUAGUGCUAGGAUUCGAGAAAGGUUGAAGAACAAGGAAGCCAUUCUUCCAGCCAACCACGUUCGUCACACCGAGGAGUCAGCUGCUCGAAGCAAGAAAAUAAAGGUAUAUCAUAGGCGAAAGGGGAAAGCUCAGAAUGCCGGUGCUGAAACGAUGGAACAGAGAGUUCCGGAUAUUGGUUCCGAGGCCCUGAAUUUGAAUGAAGCGGUCGAUGCUGCUUAUGUUCAGGGUUUACAAGGAGUUGCGGAAAAAGGGAUUGUCGGUGAAGGUGCUUUAGCCAAUGGGGUUGAGAUAAGUGUGCAUGCAAAGGUGAAGGAGACUAUAAGGACAUUUAACAAGCAUUUUCUUCAUUUUGUGCAGGAGGAGGAGAAGAGGUGCAAAAAAGUGGAGAUUGAGCAAAAAAGAGUGCAAGGUUCAAAAUCCAAGAAUGGAGAUUCGCCUGAAAAAAAUCUUAAGCGGUCAGCCAAGCGUCCUGAUUUGAAGGCAAUUACCAAGAUGAUUGAAACCAAUUCGAUAUUGUACCCUGCAAAACAAUUUGGUCCCAUUCCAGGAGUCGAUGUUGGAUAUCAGUUCUUCUCACGGGCUGAAAUGGUGGCUGUUGGUUUCCAUUGCCAUUGGCUGAAUGGAAUUGAUUAUAUGGGAAAAUCUUAUGAAAGGGAAUAUGUUGGAUAUACGUUUCCACUUGCAGUAUCUAUUGUUAUGUCGGGACAAUAUGAGGAUGACCUGGAUAAUUCUGAGGAUGUUGUCUACACAGGUCAAGGUGGGAGUAAAUUACUUGGUAACAGCCAUCGAGUACACGAUCAGGUGUUGGAGCGUGGUAAUUUGGCACUCAAGCAUUCUAUGGAUCAAUGUGUACCUGUCAGAGUAGUUCGUGGCCAUGGCUCUGCAAGCAGCUAUGUUGGCAAAGUUUAUACAUAUGAUGGCUUGUAUAAGGUUGUUCAACAUUGGGCUGAGAAAGGUGUCUCUGGAUUCACUGUUUUUAAGUAUCGUCUUAGGCGGCUUGAAGGGCAGCCUAUUUUGACUACUAACCAGGUUCUAUAUAGGGGACGUGCACCUAAGUCCAUUUCAGAAAUACGUGGGUUGGUAUGUGAGGACAUCACUGGGGGCGAAGAGGAUAUUCCCAUCCCAGCUACCAACUUGAUUGAUGAUCCUCCUGUUGCGCCUGCAGGUUACAAAUAUUGCAAGUCAAUUCAAGUUUCAAAAAGCGUAAAGGUCCCCACAAAUGCUACUGGAUGCGAUUGCAAAGGAACUUGUAUAGAUCCCAGUACCUGUGCUUGUGCUAAACUUAAUGGCUCCGACUUUCCUUAUGUACAUCGUGAUGGUGGCAGACUAAUUGAAGCCAAGGCUGUUGUAUUCGAGUGUGGCCCAAAAUGUGGCUGUGGACCUGGUUGUGUCAAUAGAACAUCUCAGAGGGGGUUAAAGCACCGACUUGAGGUUUUCCGUACUCCAAGAAAAGGGUGGGCUGUUAGAUCUUGGGAUUACAUUCCAUCUGGUGCACCAGUUUGUGAGUACACAGGAGUACUGACAAGGACAGAUGAGUUAAAUGCUGAUACUGAUAACAAUUAUAUUUUUGACAUUGAUUGCUUACAAACGAUGAAGGGGCUUGAUGGACGAGAGAGGCGAUUGCGAGAUGUAUCUAUGCCUUUAAGUAAUCAUUUGGAAAAGCCUGAUGAUCAGAAAUCUGAAUGCGUGCCAGAGUUUUGCAUUGAUGCAGGCUCCAUUGGAAAUAUUGCCAGGUUUAUUAAUCACAGCUGUGAGCCAAAUCUUUUUGUUCAAUGUGUUCUGAGCUCACACCAAGAUUUCAAACUUGCUCGAGUUAUGCUUUUUGCUGCUGACAAUAUACCUCCUAUGCAGAGAAGAGAUUUUGCUGCAGUUACGCUGUGGCCGGAGGUGUGCUCGUGUGGCAAUCCAAGCUGAUUGAAGCAGAGUGGAUGGGGUUUGUCCUGGGAAAAGAGCUCCAAACUACUUGAAUGCAAAGGGAUCUGUGUUUUAUAAAUCCCUCCCCUAAAUAUAGCAUUUUGAACCCAGACAUGUGACCUCUUGGCCAUGUUCAGACUUGUCUGAGGCAUGUCUUGAGAAAAAAGUACUCUUUAAAUUUUCUGACGUGUCUUGAAAAAAUGUCUUACAUGCCUAGUCCUGUGUUUCGGACCAGGAAGUUCUAGUCCCAGAUUGGGAUUUGUAUGAAUUUGGAUAUAAUGCAAUUCUAAAUUAUAUUGGGUUUUUUUAAAAUUU
This is a messenger RNA of Malania oleifera, 2579 nucleotides long. Its product is annotated as histone-lysine N-methyltransferase, H3 lysine-9 specific SUVH4. Lineage: Eukaryota; Viridiplantae; Streptophyta; Magnoliopsida; Santalales; Ximeniaceae. The record is from RefSeq and is a predicted model, not a curated record. The coding region runs from base 183 to 2264 and encodes 693 amino acids. Gene Ontology annotation, molecular function: zinc ion binding; protein binding; histone methyltransferase activity. Gene Ontology annotation, cellular component: nucleus. The transcript has 16 exons.